GGUGCCAACAUGGAGAAACGUGGACUUCCCUGUAAGCCUCGUGGGAUAUGUUUGUGUGUUUUCUCUACCUGAUAAAGAUAAGGAGGGUGCUUGCUGAGAAAUCCGUUUGCUUCCUGAGUCCAGGCAAACUAUGAGCUUUGACCUGAUACCUGACAGAGGCACAUAAAACGGGGAGUAUUUCGAUCUUGAAAACAGGUGACAUUUGACAACCCUGCUGCUUAAUUUGGCACUGGGUUUUGACAGCGUCUUUUUCUCAGACCGUUACUGUGACCUGUGUGUCCAUUGCAACUCUUCUUUCUCCCACCCCUGCAGUACUAAAAACCUGCUCCUGGAUGAAUGUUACAUUGUGUGGAGGUGUUCUUAAAAAUCUGUACAGGAAUACCUAUUGUAAUGAGGCAUGUAGGCGCUGGUGUUCAGGAAUGUGAAGAGUAGUCCAUCGAAUGACCGCUUGGUCUGACUUCUGCUUCAGAGAGGCUUCACUGGGGGGUGUGAUAGCUUACAUCAGCUCUUCAAGCUCGGCAUCUAGCCCAGCCUCAUGUCACAGCGAGAGCUCAGACAGCGGUUUCCAGUCAUCCUCUUCGCCUGUACCAUCUUCUCCGAACAGCUCCUCCUCUGAAAGCAGCUGCAACAGUCGGAGCAGUGAGGGCUCUGAUGGUGCACCAAAGAAUGAUCAGCUAGACGAGACUAUUAAAACAAACCAGUCAAGUGUUGCUGGUUUGACAAAGGGCCAUAAUGGAGUCACAAAAUUUAAUGGCAUGGUUCUUCUAUGCAAAGUCUGUGGAGAUGUUGCUUCAGGAUUUCAUUAUGGCGUUCAUGCCUGUGAGGGCUGUAAGGGCUUUUUCAGAAGAAGCAUUCAGCAAAAUAUCCAAUAUAAGAAGUGUCUGAAGAAUAACAACUGCUCUAUAAUGAGAAUGAAUAGGAACAGAUGCCAGCAGUGCCGUUUCAAAAAAUGUCUGUCUGUUGGAAUGUCAAGAGAUGCUGUUAGAUUUGGCCGCAUUCCUAAACGUGAAAAACAAAGGAUGUUGAUUGAAAUGCAGAGUGCCAUGAAAACCAUGAUGAACAGUCAGUUCAGCAGCCACUUGCCUAACGAAACACUGACAGAACAUCAAGAUCAGGCACCUCAAGAAGACCUUUCCUCCAAGCCCAAGCAAGAGCAAGAAAACAUCAAAAGCCCUUCUCCCCCUCCUAACUCUGAUAUUGCUAAGGAAGAAGUGAUUGGUAUGGUCACUAGGGCCCACAAAGACACUUUCAUGUACAACCAAGAACAAUCUCAAAACCCAGUGGAGACGAUGCAGUCCCAGAGUGGGGAGAGAGUUUCAAAGAACACUGAACAAUAUAUUUUGAGUAGUGAGCACUGUCCUAGUGGGCUCAGUGGCCCUCAGUACCCUGAAAGUGAGCAGCACCUUGGCGCACAGUACAAAGGGAGAAAUACAAUGCAUUAUCCAAGCGGGCACACCAUGAGUUUCACAAGUGGCCACUGUAUGAACUUCACCAGCACUUAUACUCAGCGGAUGUGUGAUAGGAUCCCAGAAGGUGUCUUUUCUCCAAACAAGCAUACUGGUUACUCUUGCAGUACUGGAGGAAGAUUGCAUCUGGUCUGUCCAAUGAGUAAGACUCCUUAUGUGGACCCAAAUAAGUCUGGCCAUGAAGUCUGGGAAGAGUUUUCCCUGAGUUUUACCCCUGCAGUGAAGGAAGUGGUGGAGUUUGCCAAGCGCAUCCCAGGUUUCCGAGACCUCUCCCAACACGACCAGGUUAACCUUCUGAAGGCUGGGACCUUUGAGGUUUUAAUGGUACGAUUUGCAUCUUUGUUUGAUGCAAAGGAACGUACCGUCACCUUCCUCAGUGGAAAGAAGUACAGCGUGGAUGACUUGCAUUCAAUGGGAGCUGGUGAUCUGCUCAACUCAAUGUUUGAAUUUAGUGAGAAACUAAAUGCCCUGCAACUUAGUGAUGAGGAAAUGAGUUUGUUUACAGCAGUUGUCCUGGUAUCUGCUGAUCGGUCUGGAAUAGAAAAUGUCAAUUCUGUGGAGGCACUUCAAGAAACACUAAUCCGUGCAUUAAGGACCUUAAUCAUGAAAAACCACCCAAAUGAAGCCUCUAUUUUCACAAAACUUCUUUUGAAAUUACCUGACUUGCGUUCCUUAAACAACAUGCACUCUGAAGAACUCUUGGCCUUUAAAGUUCACCCAUAGGCCUUUAGGUCUCACUUGUACCUGGACUUGCCUUGUGUUAAACUGUUUUAUGCUAAAAUAUGUAUUUAUACAAUUGUACCACUUCUUGGAGAGAAAGAGUUCACAGGCUGUGAACAACUGAUAGCUGUUCCAUAACCAUGCAAUAAUGCUUCAGCAGGUGCUUUCAGCUAACAGCAGCGCAGCUUUCGGCGUCCUCCGAGAUGUCUAAACCCAGGUGUGCUGCACUUCUGCAGAAGAGGUUACAAUGAGCCUGAGUAAAUAUUGACUGCUUUUUCACUUGGAAAAAAGAACCACCACUGCCCUCUGAAGUAAACAGAGUGCAGAAUAGCAGUGUAUGUGUAUAUGGAACAUGGAGCUGGGUGGGAACAAUACUGUGUUAAUAGGAAAAUGGAAGAGCUGAUUUAAUUGGUCUUUCCCUUAUCUAAUAUAUGUGUGUCUGUCUCUCUUAACUCACUCAUGGUUAUUCCAUUAAACCUGAUGGAAUGAUUUUGGCCUACAUCAACUUUUCACUGAGUGUGUGUUCAUGCCAUGUGUAUAUAAUAUAAAUAGUUAUGUAAUGGGUGUUUACAACUAUAUAAAGUACAGAGUUGUGUGUAUAUAUGUGUAUGUAUAUAAAUAGUUCUAUACAUAAAGUAUACAUAUAAUUUCUUCACAAUAUUUUAAACUGUGAAGGAAUUUAAACUCACAAAAGAAGGUGGUCUAUGGAAAGAACCAAAUAGAUGCACUUUGUGUAUUGCUGAACUAAUUAUCUGACCAUUUCUAAUUUUUAGAAAACAUCAAAUUUGCAUUAAUAUGCUGUGUUUGUUAAUUUUAAAAAAUAGAGUGGCACCAAAGGAGCAGAGUCGGAUUCAACUUUCAAAACAGUUCAUAAAGAAUCUUAAGUGGAGAUUGUUGUUUGUGGUACUAACUAAAUUGAUUGUUCAUUGCCACUGAGGUUCUUAUGUUCUGAUAAUGGUUAAAGAAGCAGCAGAUGCUCUUCAAAAACUUCAGCACAGCCAAGAAGAAACUGCUAAAUGAAUAACAGCAUCUAUCAAAAAAUUAUGGGAAAAAUGUAUCCAUAGUUGCAUUUGGGUGUAUGUGUGUGCUGUGACCAUAUAUUUCUUACAAUACAUCACUUUGCUGCUUACGAUACAUCAUUGCUGAAUGAGAAUCAAAUACAGAAAUGUGAGAUUCCCCAUGUCUCUUCACAAAUUGGGCUUUGUGGUUCCCAUGCCUGUUCUUCUGGAGCUGUCCACUGGUGUGUGUGUGCAUGUGUGUGUGUAUGUGCAGAGAAGGUGCACUGGAUAGUCUGGAUUUUUUCUUUUUUUUUUUUUAAAAAAACAAUAAAUGGGACUUUUUUGUUUUGCUUAUGCCAGUAGCAAAUUACAAAGCAGAUCCUCAAGUUCUACGAUUCUGCUGCUUUUUCAUCUAGAAAAGUGAUUCUCUCUGUUUCUUUUCCAUUUGUAGCAGGACCUGGCACCAGAAAAGAGAGAUUGAAAAAGCCAAAGCAGUUGUGCUAGAGCUAGUUAUGUUUGUUUUGCUAAUGCUGAAAGAUGAUGUUCCAUUACCCUUGUGUUUAACUAGCUUUACCUUAGAGGUAGCCCUCUACCUCUUAGUGUUUGGUAACACUACCUACUCUAUGGAGAAGUGUCUCCAUUUGUUACUGCAUAUAAAUUUAUGCAGUAGUUAAGGCCACAAGCCAGAAAGCCACCUAACUGCAGAACUCCUGCUCACCUUGUAGGAAGAAGUCUUGAGCAGCAGUACGUCAGUGGGAGUCCCAGUGCCUGUGGUAGAAGUUAAGUAGCCAUAGACCUCUGCCUGCCUGCAAGCAUCGGGAGAAGCCCUGCCCUGGGGUUGAGGAGGGGAGGCUUGCACCCCCUGAGCUCCCCGCAGCACCUCGGGCCAUCUUCGGGUUGGGAGAUGCCCUCCCGGAAAGUGGUAAGGAGCUCUGCCCAAAGGGGUGAGAGCAGGAGGUGGCAGGUACUGGAGUAAAAGGGAGUUGGGGAAAAUCCAGCUUUAGCUUUGGCUAAGAAACAGAAGAGCAGACCCCUGCCCCUCCUCCUCAGCUGCUGCAGGGAGUGCUGACCUCUUUCAAGCUGCUUUAACUGCUGGAUAAUGGCCCCCUAAAACAUACGAUUUUGCUAUCCAAAUAUGUUAUCUGGGCAUAUUGUCCUAACUUAUGUUAACAAUCUGUAUUCUACCAAUAUUAUUCAUAUGAGAGCUUCACUGAAUUUUGGAUUGAACCAUUCAGACUUCAGAAAGGGCACAGUCACAUGUUUUGUAUUACCUAGGAGCUGAGAUGUCUUCUUUGUAGACCCCAUUUCAAAUGUGGAAAGUAAAACUAACCCUUGGUUAUUUGGGGAGGGGAGGAGGCUUCUUGCAGAGGUUGCCACCCUACAACCAUGUUUUUCUUUUCUUUUUUUUUUCUUUUAAAACUGUAUUAUUAAGCCUUUAGGAAUGUAUAACCAGGACUGAGUAAUUACUGCUUAUUACAUUUUUAGUUAGAUUGACUAUGUAUGCCUAUAGAUAGAUAUUCUAACUUGUGCAAUUUCAUUUGAAAUAAAUCUUCCUGUACAUAAUGGAAAAACUCAUAUAUAACAGACAAAAAAAAACCCCAAACAGAUUGACUGAACAAAAAAGGUUGAUUAAAGUAGUGUUUAAAAGUGACCCGUACACUACAAACCCUAGCUGGACUCUUAAAAUCUAAACUCAUUGUAUUAGCCAUGUAUCGUGAGCUCUUCUUUUACUGUGUCACUGGUUAUACACUUGUUAAAUGCUGAGAUAAUAGACUUCAUGCCAGGCAUUUGAGUACUGUAGAUUGGGUCAUUGCUGAAAGAUUAAUAUAAUGUACUGUAUGACUUAAAUGAAAUUUUUAUUCUUGAUUUUAUUCUUGUUUUAAGAGAUUAAAUACGGGCAUUAUGUCAGCAAGCUAAA
This is a messenger RNA of Dromaius novaehollandiae (emu), 5102 nucleotides long. RefSeq names its product nuclear receptor subfamily 1 group D member 2 (gene NR1D2). Gene Ontology annotation, cellular component: nucleus. The record is from RefSeq and is a predicted model, not a curated record. Bases 441 to 2189 code for a protein of 582 amino acids. Gene Ontology annotation, biological process: cell differentiation; positive regulation of transcription by RNA polymerase II; hormone-mediated signaling pathway. Gene Ontology annotation, molecular function: nuclear receptor activity; zinc ion binding; RNA polymerase II cis-regulatory region sequence-specific DNA binding. The transcript has 8 exons. Lineage: Eukaryota; Metazoa; Chordata; Aves; Casuariiformes; Dromaiidae.